CUGUCUUUCUUAGUCGGCAAGUCAAUUCUGGCAGCCUUGUGCCUUAUCACAGCCGUCUUUUCUUCUCCUCCUGACUCUGUUUUUUUUUUUUUUUUUUUGUUUUUGUUUACAUUGCUCUUGUCAUGGUAGGUAAGCAACAGUAUUUGUUAAGAUAAACCCACAUCUGCUUUGUGCAACUUUUUGUGAUGGAGGAAAAACUGUGAGAAAGGAAUAAAAAUAGGUUUAUGUUGAUAUACUGCAUAUUUAAAGUUUAAUAUAUUGUAUUUGACACUAAAAAAUAUACCAUUCAUGCUCAAUAUAUAAUGCACUUAAAAGGAUUAUAUCUGUAAAAAUAAUUCAAAAUUAUUUGUACAACAGAUUUUAGAGAAUUUGGUGGAAAGACAAAUUUCGUUUACUUACUAAAUAUCAGUAGGAAUUGUUUCACAUUUGCUAGGUUAAUAUUUGUUCUUUUGUUUCUGUCUGAAAGCCUGUAGCUGCUCAGGAGUCUUUAUUUGCAGUUGUCUGAUUCUUUUCAAAAAGCAAAGGCGUUUUGUUUUGCUAAAGGAUCACAAAUGUUAAACACGUUUUAAUGGUGCCAUACACUUACUAGUACACAGUUGGUGUACUGUACAAAAACAAAGCUGAGUGCUCAAACCCAGUCACUACAGUCUGGCUUAUACUCCUAACUGUUUGCACAGAUAAUGAUGGGAGUAAUUAAUCUAUUUUUUAAUUAGAAAAUGUUAUAAAAUUAUUAUUUAUUAUUAUUGAAACAAUUGGCACCGUUCAGUUUCUUGCAUGCCUCUUCAUCCUGUGCAUCAAUCCAAAGUUCAUUGUAACAAAGCGUACAUCUCAGGAGCACACAUCAGACUCUUCGACCCAACCCCUCCCAUACUCACACAUCACACCCACACACAAUUUAUCUACUAUGAUAGACGGCCCGAGAGAUCAGCUCAUGCUCAGAGAUGCUGGCUAUGGACCAGUGAAGUUGUUAGUAGUCACCAUGCACUGUAGACUCUAGACUGUAGAAGCAUGCUGUGUAUGCACAGUACACUGUGGUUCAAGUGAUGUCAGAGAGGCCUCUGGAUUUAAGUAGGUUUUAGUGUGUUGUGGGUAAUCCCUUUGUAGCCAACACCUUGGGCCAGACAACUGGGCCUACCAAUAGCAUUCAACAGGCCACUGGAUUAGGGUGUCUGUUUCCCUCCUCCCCUCUUUCUGUUUUCAGAAUAAUUCCUUUACCGUCAGUUUUAGUUUGGAACACAAGCAUGACGACACACACAAGCAUGAUACCUGCUGUAGAGUGGAUUACAUCCUCGCCUUAAAGGUGUGUUUUUCGUGUCCGACUGACUGUGUAUGUGUAUGUGUGUGUAUACACUCUCCGUGUCAUCUUAUUCUUCUGUCCUUGUAGAUUUCUAAUGUUUCCAGGGCUGAAUUAUUUAGAUAUGUUGCCAGCAGGGAGCUACAUGAUAGCGCAGCCUUAAGAGCGAGGGAGGAGUUGGGGAGAGUGUGCAGCUGCGGAUCAGGUGAGGGGCACCUCGCGCACCUCACCUUUUCUGCUCCCCUCUCCUCACUCCUUCCUUUUGAUUGGGAGUGAGUGUAACCAGAGAGUUGAAACACAACACCUGGCUCUAUUUUCUGCUUUCAUAGCUGUCUGCAUUAUUGUCUUCACUGAUGCCUAACUCAAGUGAGCAGUCGCACUUUGGUGGCUCUCUGGGCCCUCACCACAGUGCUGAAUGGAUAGAAGGCCAGAAUCAGACGGCGUCAAGUCGUUGUCAUUAUUGUGGCACCGUUCCAGGGCGUAGGAAUUCUUUAGCCUUGGGUGGAGGAGACGGUGGAGUGAGGUUUCACCAUCACGUAAGUCUCAGUGAGAAAAGGGAUCCAUUUCUUCAGACUUCUGUGACCCGACAGAAUGGUCAAGGACUACAGUUGCUAAGGAAAAACUCUGUACCUGAUCUAGGCAGCAGCCUCAACCUCAGAAAAACCAUGGUAAGCUCUGCACCGUCUCUGGAUUAUUACCUGGCUGACUCUACCUUUUCAGGGCACCAACCUGAGGAGUCUGGGUUUUAUAGGGAUAAUCAGCACCUGCUCACCAGAUCAGCAUCGCUUUAUGGGCAAGGCCCAAGAGGGUUGAGGCCUGCUUGGGAUCGAGCCACACCUACUGGACCAGCCUCUGCUUCUACGCCUAACCCUGUGCCUCCUCCCCCUCCCCCCCCUCCCCCCCUUCAUGAGCUGAGCCGUUUGUACAGGGAAGCUCUGGGAUCUAAGAUGAUCCCAGACGUUCGGCGUAUUUGCGACAGCUCUCCUGCUGCUGGAGUCUACAGGGUCCAAGCCCCUCUUCCGCUUUACCCUUCAGAACUACCGUCUUUUUUGGGCCAUCAAGCUUUCAACAAUAUAAACAGCCUGCCUUUGGAUUCUUAUCAGCCCGUUGCCACCAGUUCUGUGGUGGAUCCAGCAUCCCAAGGAAUGGACGGAGCUCUUUCACGGUCUUAUGGCGCCAUAGCCUCCCAGCGAUUGCCUUAUGACCCACACUAUGACCCAAGUUCAACCAUGGUGGCUAAUACAGCAGGAGUAACCUCCAGCCUGCCUCUUCACCAUCCUAGUGCGACAGACCCUAAGAAGAUGGUGGACCCUGCUUUCCUGGCUUUUUUGCGAGCUGAAGGUUUGGCUGAAAGCACAAUCACUCUACUGUUGCAACAUGGCUUUGAUUCAACAACUACCCUGGGGAUGAUGGAAGAUCAUGAUAUUCGCUCUGUGGCCCCAAAUUUGGCCCAGGCCCGUGUACUGUCCCGCGUUGUGCUUGGUUGCAAGACAGGUGGGACAUUGGGACGUACAAGAUCCAACAGCUUCAGCCAUCGUAACGACCUCUACAUGCAGCCCCAGGGUUUAACUAUGGACCCUGGUUUGAUGCAGCAGAGUUCCACCAACAUGCAGACAGUGUCCCCCAGGAUGGGAGAAUUUCUCGGCAGAAGACCAAGUAGCGCACCAUCCCAACAUCUCCUGGAGACCACCAGCUACCCAGGGACACGGCCCAUGGCAGGUGGAGCUUUUCCAAUAAGCCCUGGAGGAUACAACAAUGCUGUGACACAGGGAAGACCCUUCUCUAUGUACAACGCCCACACUGGCCUUGCCAUGUCUGCUCUUGGACACCAGGCUCCACCAGCUCCGGGCACCCCUGGAGCAGCCCCUAAAACCUUUUCUGGCUCCUAUUCUCCCAUGGAGCUGAUGAAGAGACCCCACAAUAUUCCUCCCUCGUCACCAAUAGCAAUGUCAAGCCCUAUCCACAGCCCCCAACUACUCCGGAAAGGAAUGGGUGUUUCUCAUGAGAAUACCAUGGCUCCUGUGACUUCUACCUCUGCUCUACAUGCACAAAAUCUUAAUAACUCCAAGAUGCAAGGGCGUCGCACUGGUCCACCUGUUAUUGUCCCAACCAUGGUUACCCCGCCUGACACAAGUAAUGUGAAACCUCAUUUGUCUUAUCUGUUACCUUAUGCCAUCUCCUACAAAUAACUAAUUUUAUUUUAUUUUUAUUUUAU
Molecule: messenger RNA, 3509 nt
Organism: Cynoglossus semilaevis (tongue sole)
Lineage: Eukaryota; Metazoa; Chordata; Actinopteri; Pleuronectiformes; Cynoglossidae
Exons: 2
Coding region: 1648-3483 (611 amino acids)
Biological process (GO): regulation of transcription by RNA polymerase II
Cellular component (GO): nucleus
Molecular function (GO): transcription coactivator activity; DNA-binding transcription factor binding; transcription corepressor activity
Source: RefSeq, a predicted model, not a curated record